Orbicella faveolata is the source of this 2466-nucleotide messenger RNA. RefSeq lists its product as uncharacterized. The record is from RefSeq and is a predicted model, not a curated record. Lineage: Eukaryota; Metazoa; Cnidaria; Anthozoa; Scleractinia; Merulinidae.
CUUGUGAUUGGUCAGUGUUUUCACUUUGUCCAAUCACAAUCCUUCUUAGAACAAAGACUUCUCCUCGGUGAAUGAAAACCACAGAAAAAGUAAACAUGGCGGCCAUCAUUUCAGAAGCGGAAGUGACGGCCGCUAUAGAACAGGCGUUUGCCGAAGAUUUUGACGACAUGGAGGAACCAGGCGCUGAAGAGACCCCAAGUGAAUCUAAAAUUGAAACCAUGAGGUGUUCUUUUGAGCCAAAAAACAAAUACGUUAGUGAUGUCGAAGACAUGAACGAGUAUGUUCUGUCGUACUUUGAAUCGUUGAAUCAUGUAAGUCGGAGAAUUAUCACCGAACAGCGCGAAGUGAUGGCCGAACAAGGCAGCGAAUGGGAUAAACUGAGUCCUGAAGAGCAGGAUAAGCUCAUAGACCAGCGUAUGGUUGGUCCUAAAGUAAGAAAACACUACUAUCUUGACGAUUCUUUUUCAACGAGAAAGCCCGUUUGGUUUCCUGUGUUAAGGCUGGCCCACGGAAUUUCGGGGUCAGAGGAGCCCUCCGCUUUCAACCCACGAGACAGCAUUGCAUCUGUCACGGAAAAUCAUAACUGUGAUGUUUAUUUAUGUUCUUUAUCUAACUUGCUCAAGAGUCAACAAGAUCUGCAGUUGUUGUUGGAAGAAGGGGAACUCGAAGAGCAACUGAAAAAUACCUUAGAAGCUGAUCUUGAAACAAUAAACACUGCAGCCAUUGCCGAGUUGAAAAAAAGAGAAUCCCAUGACUUUGACGUGGCAUCUAAAGACACAAGCCACAGUGGAAGUAUUCCUGGAUCAGAGCCAUUGUCCAGGAAGGAAUUUGUUUUUGAUGGUCUUAAAUACAGCCCUGCCAGUAGCAUGCAAGGGAGCAAAGCUAGUCUUUCUUCAUCAUUACAAAAAGGGAGUAAAGCAAGCCUCUCAUCCACAACACCUCCUAAAGGAAGUAAGGCAAGUCUCAUUUCAGAAACACGUCUGAAAGGAAGUAAAGCAAGUCUUGCUGUAGAGACUCCUCCUAAAGGGAGCAAGGCAAGCCUUGUUUUAGAAACACCUCAGAAAGGAAGUAAAGCAAGUCUUGUUGAAGAGACACCAUCAAAGGGAAGUAAGGCAAGUCUUGAACCAGAAACAGUUCCAAAAGAGGGUCAACCAACUCAUGUGUCAGAGACACAUUCAAAACAAAGUAAAGGCAGUCUUUUGUCGGAGGUAACUCCUAAAAGUACUGUGAAUGUUGAGUCAUCAUCAUUACCAAGUGAACCUUCACCUCCAAAGGAGGAAAAUGAUUCCAAAGAGGCUGCUUCAGUUGAUAUUAAAGAUGUUGAUGUUAGUGCUGGUGGAAAUUCAAACGAUCUGUUGGCUUUUCUAGUCAAUUGGUAGCUUUGUUGUACUCUUAUGUGCUGUGCAUAACAUACUUUUCCUACCAAAAUUUUGAACUUUACUAAAUUCAGAAGUACUUUUAACAAUGUUCACUCAUUAGGCAUUGUAAAUAUUGACAGCAAACUGGGUGUAAAUCAAGAACGUGAACAGCAUUUAAGCAUAAUGUACCUACCUAGCUAUAAUCUAAUCUUACAGCUUUAUUCAGGGAAUUAAAUUUUUAUGAGUUUGGAACUGUUGCACUUUAAAGUGUUGUCAGUUUUUUUUCUCAACAUAUAAGUUUCCAAUCUAAAACCAGAAAAAAUGUGAAAGUCAAGUUAAGUGUGAAAGUUGUUAUUGUUUCAAACCAGGCAUUACAGUAUACAAUGUACCCAGAGUGAAGUACAGUACCAGGGCUUGAAAAAAGUGCCGUCUCAUUGUCACAAACAAGUAGAUUUUCCUGCUGGGCAAGUAUCUUUUCAUUCUCACUUGUCCAACAGGCAAGGUUCCAGGCAAGUCAUCUGCCAACCAGAUAAGAGAAGGUAACUAAGACUUGCAGGGCAAGCAAAAUUUGAGAGCUGUCUGUACAGAGGGCGAUCUAGAAUUCAAGUUUUUUUCUAGCCCUGAGUACCAUACUAAUAUUAAGUGCUUUUAUUACUGACACAACUACUUAACACUCUUGAUAUGACCAAUAACUAAAUCAGUCAGUCAGAGUGCCCCACUGCAAGUUGAAUAACAAAUUGAAGUAUUCUCAAGUGUCGUGCAUAGUAGAGUUUCUACUGCAUGGUCUUUUUAAAAUCAUGAGUUAUUAAAGUACUUAAAAAUCAAUCUCUUAUUGACCAAGCAUGUUCCGAACUGUACUAUGUGCUAUCCCUCUGAGUUUUCUGUAUAAACCAUGCUGUUUAUAAUCCAUACUGUUUAGACCUGGGGUCACAAGGUAACAAACUCACAUUUUUUCAGAAAUCAUCUUUUGGCCACCUACAGCUAUACUUCUGUAAAAUGGUUGCCACUGAAACAAAGUGUAGCAAGUGUGAACUGACAAAGUGUAGACGUACUAGAUAAUUUUUUGUCCAUUAAGUGAAGGAAUUAGUAAAAAUAUAUAUAUUUCAAA